Messenger RNA from Dermacentor albipictus, 753 nucleotides. RefSeq lists its product as uncharacterized. The record is from RefSeq and is a predicted model, not a curated record. Gene Ontology annotation, molecular function: nucleic acid binding. Lineage: Eukaryota; Metazoa; Arthropoda; Arachnida; Ixodida; Ixodidae.
AUGAUAGUUCCGCUGUACCAUCCUGCUUCAAAUGGUGCAGCUGAGCGGGUGGUGCAAACCAUCAAGGACAAGCUCAAGAAGAACCAGACUGGGGAUUUCCGGACGCACAUUGCCCGGGUACUGUUUCAGUACCGCACCACGCCCCACGAUGUCAUUGGCCAUGCCCCCUGUGAGCUCCUGCUGGGUCGGGUGGUCAAGACACCCUUGGACGUCUUGCAUCCGGACCUCCGAUCCGCAGUGCUCCUGAAGCAGCUAAAGCAGAAGCUGGCUGCUGCCCGAGGGUGCCGUCCCGGGCCUUUGCCGGAGUCGGUAGCUCCAGUUGUCACUAGGAACUUUUGUCCUAGCCCACUCUGGUCCGCUGGACAGGUGUCUCCUGCCAGUGCCUCAUCGCUGCUCGUCCGCAUGCCAGACGGGGCCACAUGGCACAGACACGCCGACCAUGUUAGGCCUCUCGGGACCUGGCCAGCACCCUCGACUACCACUUCCGAGUUCCAGCCCGCAGGAGUACUAGCGGCAACACCAGUCGCUCCCAGCGGAGCACCGCCCACCUUGGAGGGUCGUUGGGCCAGUGUCAAGCCAGUCACUACUCACAAGGCCGACCACUGCGGACCCUCCGGAUGGAGUGAGGCUCUCUCAGGCAGCACCCGGCAUUGCCACGCCCGGCCCGUCAACACCGGUGCCCAGGCGGAGUACUCGACGGCGAAGGCCACCGGAUCGUUACUCGCCUGGGUAGCAGGCACUCGACCCGGCUAG